Molecule: messenger RNA, 1149 nt
Organism: Brassica napus (rape)
Lineage: Eukaryota; Viridiplantae; Streptophyta; Magnoliopsida; Brassicales; Brassicaceae
Exons: 1
Coding region: 165-545 (126 amino acids)
Source: RefSeq, a predicted model, not a curated record
UAUAUAGUUUGUAAAGCGACAGAAGAAAGUAUCAAAUAAGAAACCAAUAAAAUAACAAGUGUUAAAAUUAUAUAAUUAAUAAAACGAGAACCGUCCUCAUUAAGAAAUAACUCAUUAACAUUUAAAACCAUCAAGAACCUUUGAGUUUUCUCUUCAAGAACAAGAUGAACGACCACAAAAAAUUACUCCAAGGGGGAAUGCAAGAAGAAAAUCGAGCAAAGAAACCAAUAUCCGCUUCGCCUACAAUGUCUCAGCUCGUGACAGCAAACUCAAACGCAGAUCUAACAGGUCCAUCAGAGGUCGUGUUUAACGUUUGCUGCUUAUGCGUCUAUUGUCCUCUUUGCAUUCUCUGGUGCUGCAUCAAAUUGCCUUGUGCAAUCGGAUGGCGAGCCAUCCAAAAAGCUGGACGCCACUUAAGUGGCUGCAGCGGCUGUGGCAGAAGCUUGAGCAUGAAGAUUAAGGCUACAGAUUAUUCUUCAUUUUCGGAUAUUGAUUCAGAUGAAGUGAAAUACAAAGCUCAUAGUCUUUUAAAACGAAUUGGCUGAAUUAAAAAAUUUAAACACUUUCAUAAACUCCCAAACUUUCUCUCAUGCCUUUUUCUCUGAUCUGCGACUUGAUUGUCCCAAACGCGGACGCCAAAAGCUGGAGUUGACUUCUUAAUGACGAGUAGAUCAAGACGUUGUGAUAUACCAACGAUGUAUUAUGUAUAUAUUAUUUGAUAAUUUAGAGUUUGAAGAUGUUGUUGUGGUGGAUUAAAAAGCUAUAUGUAUUAUAUAUAUAUAUAUUACUUGGUCGUUAUAUAAAAGAAAUUAUAUUAGUUGGUGUGGCUUAAAUUCAUUUUUAAUUGACAUCAGUAAGGAAUAAAGCUGUGAUUGUCCCUUUUUCUUCUUCAGUUAUUUGUAUAAAAAUAGGAAAUAACAUAACAGAGAAUUCACCGGAGAAAAUAACAAUAAUCACCUAAAAUGUUGAUCUUUUAGAUAGUAUCAUAAUCUAUACUAUACUAAAAGGAGGAUAUAUAAGCUCCUCUUAGAGUAUCCACGUAGGCACAAAAAAUCGUCCAAUCAGAGAGUCCGAAGUUGUCUCGUCAUCUUAUUUAUUUUUCAUAAAAAAUGAAAAAACAAUGCAAAGGACAAGAUCGAACCCGGGUUA